AUGGAAAUGAGCUCCGAUUUGAUCACCGGAGACGAGUUGAUGUUCUACUAUGCCUUUUAUGAAACUAGAGACCCCGCAGGGCCUCGAAUUCGAAUAAUCGGCACUGGAGAUUGUGAAAAACUGAAGGCAGAGCACUUUUUGGUGGUGUUGGCUGAUGGGAAGACAUUGAAUAUCGAGCGGAUAUACGUUCUUGGCAGCAGCGACUGUCCUGGAUUUAUCGGUGGCCACUGUAAAAUGCCAGAAAUGGAGCUGUCGACAAGUAUAUUCUUUGAAAAGCCAUCGCAAACGAUUACCAUCUUCCGACAACAAUCAUUUGCCAAGGUUCAGUUACAUCGAAUUCCGAGCGCUUAUUCGCCCGGGAUUACGCCAUGUAAUUCGACUCCCUUAUAUUGGUACAACGAUUGGCCACGGCUGAUGAUUUUUAUAGAGUAUUGGAUGAAAAGCGGUUCCAAGAAGAUAUUAAUGCACGUACAUUCUGUAUCAACUGCUACGAAGAAAUUGCUGGAUUAUUAUGUGAAAAAGGGCGUCGUCGAAACCCGGCCUGUUCCCUUGAUGCCUUAUAGUCAAAAGAUAAACCCAAAUAAUUAUGUCUACCAUGGCGCUGUUCAUUUGACUACACUGUUUUGCUCAAUUUGGUCGGAAACCGACUACACUGUAGUUGGGGAUGUUGAUGAGAUAUACUACGUCAGAAACCAUUCCGACAACCUUCUUGAUGUCGUGCACCGGCAUUUCACCGAAAAUUUAAAAACAGGCGCCCUAAGACUACAGCAUAGUGCUUUGGGCUUCAAAGAGCCGAUAGCCCCCUCACCCUGGGACUACAAGCAAUUUCGGCAGCUGAAUUUCCUAAGAACCGCCGUACCAUUCCUCAAAGAGAGUUUUGAGGACAAGAUGAAAUACCUCUACGAGACUCGCUUCGGGAAAUCGCCAAACAUGCACUUCAUGCGAGAGUUCUACGGGGAUAAGCAGACGUCUGCGUUGUCUGACAAUGAAGUUGCCUAUCUCGAGAUGAGAAACGAGGAUUUGGCGCAGGCCGGGAAUCAUUCUAGUCGAUACCCGGAAUUUGAAAUGUUUACGGAUCUCGAAAUUCAAGUUAUGCGUGAACAACUAAAAGAAAUUUUUGGGGAUGACGAGCCACCGUUUCGAUUUCAAAGUAUCUUACCGAUACUCGAUGAAUGCAUGUACAGGCUUGAUUCCGAGGGCAGAGAUUGCAACAACCCCCUAAAAUCAGAGUGCUUUGAAAGAUUGAAGGAUAUGGACGACUGGUUGUAUGCGCACCAGCACAAGUACAGCGAGUUGAACCGGAAGAUACAUCGGAGGAAUGAGUAUUUGAGAGACAUGAUCCACAGCUCUAAAUCUGAGAUUUUUCGGUCGGCAAAUCCAGACAAUGUGGAGAUGAGCCCGGACCUUAUUACCGGUGAAGAAUUGCUAGUCUAUUACGCUUUUUAUGAGACGAGAGACCCUGCUGGACCUCGUAUUCGUAUAAUCGCCACUGGGGAUUGUCACAAAAUGAAAGAGGAGCAAUUUUUGGUGGUGCUGGCGGAUGGCAAAACGCUGUAUAUUGAUAGGAUUUAUGUUAUUGGAACUGCUGGUUGUGCUGGUGGACCUGGCGGGUUAAAUUACAUCGAAUUCACACCAAUUAUAUUCCUGGGAUUACUUCAUGCAACUCGACACCGUUAUAUUGGUAUAAUGACUGGCCUCGGU
Mesorhabditis spiculigera is the source of this 1701-nucleotide messenger RNA. The record is from the annotation of a GenBank genome assembly. NCBI's taxonomy places the organism in Eukaryota, Metazoa, Nematoda, Chromadorea, Rhabditida, Rhabditidae.